UUUAUCAUGGCUGCCGUGUCGUGAACUUGGCGAACGUCACCGAGGCAACCGAGGACCGAGGUGCCUCCCCUUUACAGUGCCUCUGUCGUGUAGACUCCCCAAAGGUUGACAGCGGGGUUGGAAAGGUGCCGCCGGCGAAGAGCGCGUCUCUUCAGCCAGCACAAUGUCAGUGUACAGCGUGUACAUCGUGAGCAAGUCGGGCGGCCUCAUCUUCCACUGCGACUUCCCGAGCCUGCCCCGCGUCGAGGUGGAGAAGACCUUCAGCUACCCGCUGGACAUCACCCUGUCUUACCAGAACGUGCUCAAGCGCGUCGUGGUCAGUUUCGGACAGCGGGACGGCAUCUGCGUGGGCCACGCCGUGAUGGCCGUCAACGGCGUGCCGGUCAACGGACGCCAGCUCGAAGACGGCCGAGACGUGCAAGACGUGCUCUCCUGCGAAGCCAACUACCCGCUGAGCGUGCGCUUCGGGCGGCCGCGGCUCACCACCAACGAGCGCAUCGUGCUGGCGAGCACCUUCCACUCGUUCUACGCCAUCGCGUCGCAGCUGUCGCCGGAGCCCAAGUCGUCGGGCAUCGAGCUGCUCGAGGCUGACGCGUUCCGGCUCCAUUGCUACCAGACGGUGACCGGCGUCAAGUUCAUCGUGCUGGCGGACGCGCGCCACGCGCCGCUCGAGCCCCUGCUGCGCCGGCUGUUCGAGCUGUACGCCGACUACGCGCUCAAGAACCCCUUCUACUCGCUCGAGAUGCCCAUCCGCUGCGAGCUGUUCGACGCCAACCUCCAGGCAGCCGUCGAGCAGAUGGCCGGCCUCAGCAACGUCUGAGCCUGCCACAGUUCGGUCCAAAUCCACACCGGUGCAUUCCGUGUGCUAGCGCUGACUGAACAUUCAGUUGUCCUAAAACUCCACCAGUGGAUCCCUAUUGACUGGAGCUUUGUUGCGGAUGAGUUGUGUUGGAUACGCUUGACACUAAACUACAACCCUUCAUCGUCGCAAAUUUACAGCAAAAAGUUUACUGUCCGCAA
This is a messenger RNA of Ixodes scapularis (black-legged tick), 1020 nucleotides long. It is a transcript of the gene Trs23, whose product is annotated as trafficking protein particle complex subunit 4. Gene Ontology annotation, cellular component: TRAPP complex. The record is from RefSeq and is a predicted model, not a curated record. The transcript has a single exon. Gene Ontology annotation, biological process: endoplasmic reticulum to Golgi vesicle-mediated transport. The coding region runs from base 164 to 820 and encodes 218 amino acids. NCBI's taxonomy places the organism in Eukaryota, Metazoa, Arthropoda, Arachnida, Ixodida, Ixodidae.